AGCCCACUCGUGCUGCUGCUCUACUGUAAUCAUAUGAUUGGGAGUCGAUCCCCGCCGCAGAAUACCGACACUCUGGGCGGACACAAGCGGAGGAGCCGGGCCCGAGGACAUCAUCACAGGGAAGCUGCCAAGUGCACCGAGCCGGUGAAAAAGUUACGAACAGAGACAAACCCUCUCCACAAAGGAACUUUUUUCAACUCUGCAGAGACUUGGUCACUGGGGGCUGUUGGCAGAAGGAAAGGAAGGGGCUGCGGUUAGAAACGCUAACCGAAGGACAGUCGAUUUAACCGAGACAGAGAUUGAAGUUUAUCCGCCUGUAAGUGCGGCGGUCAGUGGGUCGUGGCUGCUGGAAUCCCCACGGGUCCUUGCAUCGCUUUUUGGGCUGGACCACUUCUACUACCAAACUACAGCCAUGGUCGGGGAGACAGAGGUGAAGGAGAGACCCAAGUCCAACCCGGACUAUCUCAUGCAGCUGAUGAACGACAGGAAGGUGAUGAGCUCGCUGCCAAACUUCAGCGGCAUCUUCACGCAUCUGGAGCGGCUGCUGGAUGAAGAGAUCGGCAGAGUUCGCAAGGACAUGUACAAUGACACACUGAACGGUGGCAUGUUCAACGGCCGGGACAUGGAGGAGCUUCCUGAACCUAUUGGCCCUGUGGCUCAGCUGCAGGAGAAGCUCUAUGUGCCUGUCAAGGAGUACCCUGAUUUUAACUUUGUAGGGAGGAUCCUGGGCCCCCGCGGUCUGACGGCCAAACAACUGGAGGCAGAAACAGGAUGCAAGAUUAUGGUGCGAGGGAAGGGCUCCAUGAGAGACAAGAAGAAGGAGGAGAUGAACCGAGGGAAGCCCAACUGGGAGCAUCUGAGCGAAGACCUCCAUGUUCUCAUCACAGUGGAGGACACACACAAUCGGGCCAAGAUCAAGCUCCAGCGGGCCAUCAACGAGGUCAAGAAACUUCUUGUGCCUGCUGCUGAGGGGGAGGACAACCUGAAGAAAAUGCAGUUGAUGGAGCUGGCCAUUCUGAAUGGGACCUACAGAGACGCCAAUGUUAAGACGCCCACCGCAGCCUUCCCUCUAGCGACCCCUCAGGCACCACGCAUCAUCACAGGCCCAACGCCCGUCCUGCCUCCCAACCUGCGCAACCCUGCCCCGGUCACCACGCCGACCCUCAUGCCUUUAAUCCGUCAGAUCCAGAGCUCUGCCCUCGUGCCAGGAGGCAAUCCACACCCAGCGCUGGUGCAGCAAGGGCCGGAAUCCGGAAUCAUCUACACACCUUAUGACUAUCCCUACACACUCACACCCUCCAUAUUGGAAUAUCCCAUUGACUCAACUGGAGUACUAGGUAUGGCUUUCCCAACCAAAGGCUAAAAGCGAUAGCAACACUCCCCACUAGCACACACAUGGACUGGCUUUUCAGAGAGAGACCCUUCCCUCCCUGCUCCUCUCCCCCUUCCCUCACCCCCAAAACACACACACGUCCCACGGGGCAAACACUCAGAGUUUGCCCAUACUUUAGGAUGACAGGUUCUCCGGCAGUCAUUCAAGUAGUCAAGUGUCCAUUCCUGUUCAUUUACGCUUUGUAUUAGCAGACUAGUGUUGUGGUGUGACAGCUACUUAACUCGUUUUUAAUAGUUCAGCUUCCGCUUAUACUUUUAACACAUAUUAGUGAACCCGUAGAUAUUAUAGCGCUGCUAUUUGUGAUUUAAUAUGUGUUAAAGCUUAUUUUGAUCACAGCGAUAGAGAGUGAUUUUUUUUUACUAGCAGCUGAUGUUGAAUCUACUAGUAGUGAGUAGUGGUUCGGAUUGAUAAUAUCUCCUAAAAAACAAGAAAGAGAGACGACCACAGAACAACACAAAAUAAGUGUGCUCUUCAAGGGGAAACGCUGUUUUGUUUAUUCUCCACUUUCAGUCUUGAUUAUGUUUCCUGGUUUCACUGAUGUUGGUGCCAUGAGUAGACUGUUUGAUUGUCUUUCUGAUGAGUAACCGUCUGUGUUCUGUUUUGGCGAUGUCAAAUGGCUGUUAGCAGGUGCCAUGACCACUAAGGUACGACGCCACGACAAGAGAAUCCAUCCUUACCAAAGGGUAGUGACCACAGACAGAGGUUAGUUAGCUCACCAGCCACUUUAAUGUGUAUGUGUGUGUGUUAGUGUGAGUGUGCAUGCAGACCAAUGGACCAAUUCCCAGUUUACAUGUGUCUGUGUAAUACGGCAUGCCUUAAAUUUUUUUUUUUUUUUUUAAAGACGAGGAAUUAACUGUGUUAAGGUUAAAAGGUCACACACUGAGGCAGCAUCAGUGUAUAAAUGUGAAACAGUAUUUGUUGCAGUGAAAGUGAAGUAAGUGAGCAGAUUGGGAGGAACCAUGUAAAAGGUCGCAGCUGCAGCAGUUAUCUUUGCUCGCCUGUGGACUUGCAGGCUGGCACCCUCUCAGUUAGAGUAGAUCAGUCCGUUCAUGUGACUCGGUCCUUGUGACUCUGGUUUUGGAGUGAAAUUUUUAUUUGACUUAGGUGUAGUUUAUCUCCUAUUACUACUUUUUAUUUAUACCCAAUACACCAUUCCAGUAGAUUUUCACAAAUGAUUUAUUAUUAUUAUUUUAAAUAUUAUUAUUUUGAAUGAAAUCCUGUGUUCUGCCCAAUGACUAUAUGACACUUAAAGUAACAGUGAUUGUCUUUUCCCUGAAGGUCAUCCAAUCCAAUAUGACCUUUGGGUUUUACUACUAAAACACAGCGUGUGAUAACUACUGAAGUCUGUGUUACAAGCUCUUUUGUAUCAGAUACUGUUGUUUGUGGUCUUAUCAGUCGCCCACUGGACUUGAUCAUUGGGGCUGUUUACAUCCUUCAUAUAUUUCCUAGCCAGAGUGGUGCUGUUACCAUGUAUUUAGCUGCAAAAUAAAUUUGUAUAUAGGGAUUUUAAGGAUUUAAGUGCUUAUAAGAAGCUUAUGGAAGAAGAUCGCUUGGAAAUACUUGUAGUUUUCUUUUUUUUUUUUUUUUUUUAGUUCUUUUUAGUUUGUAAAUUUUUUUUAUUUUGUUUUUAUGGUAUACUUUUUAUAGAUGAAGUGUCUCCAUGUAAAACUUCAAAACUUUAUUCAAAGUGUGUAGUUACUACUGUUUUAGUCACCGGGAAGGUGGCAGUGAAGGCAGUGUUAUACUCUGUGUAUUUAAGACGAGGUGACCCUUCUCCAUUCACGGGCCUCGUGACUGUUUUAUGCAAUAGAAAUGGACUAGCUAGCUACAAUUAUGUGCGUGUGUAUGUGUGUGUUGUAUGUGUGGGCGUGCAUGUGAGCAUCGGUGCUCGUAUUGUACACAGUGGAAAAGAAAAAAAAAACACUAAAAGGCAAUAAAGAUGAUUAUUGAAAAAAAAACAUGUGCCAAGGAAACCAAAGCCUCAGAAUUCUUGUAGCUAGUCUAUGUCUACUGUUAAAUUGUUUGUUAAAUUUUCUCUAAAAUCACCAUCUCUUAACCUCUCAUUGCUGUCUCUUAUUGGUGCCUCUCUGCUUACUGUAGUCGUUAGAUGCUCCUCUAAUACUAAACAGCAAACAAAUCAAACCAUAAUCAAUAAUCAGUUAAUCACUGAGAUCGUAUGCCUGCUGCUAAACAGAACCUCUACCAGUCAGUAAGCAAAAGUAUUAGUGAGGCCCAGUCUCUUUUC
Molecule: messenger RNA, 3638 nt
Organism: Cynoglossus semilaevis (tongue sole)
Lineage: Eukaryota; Metazoa; Chordata; Actinopteri; Pleuronectiformes; Cynoglossidae
Gene: qki2
Product: QKI, KH domain containing, RNA binding 2
Exons: 8
Coding region: 413-1363 (316 amino acids)
Biological process (GO): regulation of mRNA splicing, via spliceosome
Cellular component (GO): nucleus
Molecular function (GO): mRNA binding
Source: RefSeq, a predicted model, not a curated record